Molecule: messenger RNA, 1653 nt
Organism: Closterium sp. Naga37s-1
Lineage: Eukaryota; Viridiplantae; Streptophyta; Zygnematophyceae; Desmidiales; Closteriaceae
Source: the annotation of a GenBank genome assembly
AUGGACUCCGCAAGGUCGCCUUACGACACGAUGCGCCGAACUGGUAGGCUGAACGCGGGACAACGAGCACUUGACCGGGACAUGGUUUACUACGGCGCCGCCUCGCGUGCCAACAAUGGACGUACCGGCCGCGCAGCAACGGAUGGCGAUGACUCUGACGAUGAAAUGACCAACUCCGCGACCACGGGUUACGCGACGUGGGCGGCCAAUCAGGAAGAAGACGAGGACGUUGGCGAGCCGUCAGAAGUUGCCCCAACCGAACUCGUCGAUGAGGACGCGGAGGGUGCGUCGGCGCGAGCGAUGCAGCACCCAGUCACGGAGCUGAGCCAUGCUGCACCAGUGACUCCCGCCGUCACCGCGCCAGGCGGACGUGGCCCCACCGUGGCCGCGACUGGGGGCGUAAACGUCCCUGCUGCUGCGCCUGCACCAGCCCCAGCCAUGAACGCGGCAAUGGCUGCUCGCCUUCGCGCCCGCGAGCUUGAGAUAGUCGAGCUCAACGCCCGUCUCCGCGAGGCACGCCGUACGGCCACCAACAACGUCGCGGAAGGGGAUGCUGACACCCAAGGUCAGCGCAACACAGCGCCAGCCACCACCCGCCAGCGCAACAGGGCGCCAGCAACGACUCGCCAGCGCGAGAGCAACCCGACUGUCGACCAACGUGGCGCGGAGCCGCAGCAUGAGCGCGUGCACACACCAUUCGUGGCCCAGGCCCUCGCUAGGGAGACUGCGAUCGUGCGUGGCAGGCAUGGCCCUCCUACCGAACAGCUGGUGAUAUGGGCGGACAAUCUCGAAAUCGCGAACAAGGUCAUCCCUGGGCUCUUGAAUGGCCUGAAGGACGCAGUUGGGGAGGGGAUUGUGCUGCUCGUGUACGCCACGCGUGUUGGGCGCAUGUCAUUCUGGCCGUCCCCGCUACUCAUCGAGGCCACGAUGGCUCGUGCUCUUCGGCUCCGCACAAGGGCACAGCGUCAACAGCUUCACCUAGUGUGGACCAACGACGCGUCUCGGUCGGGGUGGUUCAUUCGCAAGAUGCAGGUGUUUCGUAACACUCGCUGGGAGCAGGGAAGGGCGUAUGUCUACGUACUCAACGGGUUGCCCUAUGAACCCCCGGCCUUCUCUCGGGUGGCGGUGCCUGCGGACAUGGCUGCUAACGGGGUCCCACAAGUCUCCCGCCAGGACUUCGUAGGCCGUCAUCGCGCAGGGCCUGGCACGUUUCAGCUGCUCGCAUGGCAUGUUCACAACGGCCUACCCUUCGCUGCCGACUCAUUUGAGAGGGGUAUCUACAAGUCUUUCCGCCGCGCCAGCCCUCCCCCUCUCGUCCUGCGGACCUAUGUCAUAGCCUUCUGGCUUUACGGGGUGGAGUAUCCGCUGAUCAACGGCACACAGAUGCCACGGUCGGCGCCGCGGAACGAGGAGGCGGUGCGCUGGUACCACGAUCGCGUGGUCGAGUGGGCCCGUCGGAGCAUUAUGGCGAGCACUGCGGCUGCUGGGCCGUGGUGGGACCCUAAUGCCCGUGCAUGGGCAUUUCGCCAGGGCAGCUCUGUCAUUAUCUCCGAGGACGGGCUGGAGGACAUUUCUCCGCUGGCUCCACCCCUUCACCCGUUUCCGGCCCCCGCGGACGCAGAGGAUGGCGACAAUGACGAGCCCGAUACCUAG